AUGACGGUCCCUUGGUCUUCAGAUCGUAACUUCCCGCUUCUUGUGGCGGCGUUCGCCCUUCUUUUUGCAUCAUGUUCGUUGGCCUUCGCCCCUCACCACGAGUUCGACAGUACGGCUUUGCUGAGACGGCAAAACUCUACACUGGAAGGAUGCCUCGGCGCUGCGGGGAUAGAAACUUCUCUCCCUUCCAGUGCUGACUGGGUCAACGACACGCUGGCCUGGAAUUCUCGACUCAGUCCAGUUCCUGCUGCGGUCGUGUUUCCAAAGAGCGAGGCCGAGGUGACAACCAUCCUCAAAUGCGCGAGCGACGCCAACGUCAAAGUUACCACGCUGGGAGGCAACCGAUCCUUUGCCAGUAUGGGAUUCGGCCGCAACGAUGGCGCCUUGAUCAUCAACCUGCGCAACAUGAAGGUUCUGUCUUUCGACACCAACACCCAACAGGUCACACUCGGCGGUCCCGUCAUGAUCUCCGAGGCAGCAGGGUUUCUUUGGAACAGCUAUUCCCGUGCACUGCCUCACGGACGCUGCCCUGAUGUUGGUAUGACAGGAGUUGGUAUGGGCGGAGGCUUCGGCACGCUCUCGCGCAAGUCUGGGACCGUGCUAGAUAACAUCGUGGCUAUGAGGGUGGCACUGGCAAACGGGACUAUCGUUGACACCAGUCUGACAGAGAAUACGGACCUCUUCUGGGGACUGCGAGGAGCAGGAAACUCGCUGGGAGUUGUUCUCACCAUGAGCAUCCAAACUCUAUCCCCGGCAACCACAGUCACCAACUACACUAUUUCCUUCCCAUCUGGGAUAACGCCUACCAUCGAACAGAAUGCCGCUGCCUUGUUCGGCGCUCAGAAUUGGGCCCAGAGUGUCGAUAACGACGAUGACUUGUCCAUCCGCUUUGCCCUCCGUACAAGUUCGACGCUGGCCGGUUUCUACUACGGCGAUCAAUCCAAUUUCCAAGCUGUGGCUGAAUCGCUGCUGAGCUACCUGCCCAACAUGACGGUGAAAUCCAACCAAUUCAACUUUUGGGAUUCGGAGGACAUCACAACCCCUGGUAUAAUAGCGCAAACCAUCACUGCACGCCGCUACUUCUACAUUACAUCCGUCACCAUCCCCAGCUCGAAGCCCCUGACUCAGGAGCUCGCCAUCGAGCUCUUCAACAAGACCGUUUACCAAACCAAGCCUACCGAUGCCUCCGUCUCGGGCUUCGUCGAUAUCUGGGGCGGUGACUACACCAACGCCGUGCAAGCCGCCGACUCAGCCUGGAAGCACGAUGGCAACCUGCUUCUAGUGCGCUGGGAUAUACGUACAUCUAGCUUCGACACGGCCUUCUCGACCGAAACCCUAGACACGGUUCGUGGCAGCUUUUACGAGUUUGUUGAAACUUACAAAGCAGCUGGGGGUGUGCCGGGAGGCUUCCCGAACUAUCGGGACGCGAACUGGAACAUCAACGAGACGGCAGAGUACUUGUAUGGAAGCAACUGGGACAAGUUGCUCGAGGUGAAGAAGGAGUAUGAUCCCGCCGGGCUGUUGAACACGGAUCCCCAGGCGGUUCCUGUCUAUUAA
Molecule: messenger RNA, 1557 nt
Organism: Pseudomassariella vexata
Lineage: Eukaryota; Fungi; Ascomycota; Sordariomycetes; Amphisphaeriales; Pseudomassariaceae
Exons: 1
Coding region: 1-1557 (518 amino acids)
Molecular function (GO): oxidoreductase activity; FAD binding
Source: RefSeq, a predicted model, not a curated record